AUGGGUUUAUUGUACCGAUCUUGUGGCGAGGAAGGGAAAAGGAGGCAUCAAGAAUUGGUCAACCAUCGCUUAAAUCUCUCUCUCUCUCUAGGAGUGGCAGUCCUGGGAUGGAAGUAUAUAAUGUUCCUGAACAAGGACAUGCAGAUGCAUAUCUUGAUGCAAGGUGCUGAAUCAAAUUCACAGAUCACCAGUCCACUCCUUGAACAUUUUGAAACCAUGUACAACGAAGGAGUCCCGGAGUAUGUUGUCAAUCAGGGCUUGUAUUAUCCUACUGCCACCAACUAUGGAUAUAUUUGUACAGCAUUUGAAUCACCUGGUGACUGGGAUGAUCCCCAUAGAAUUUUUGGUCUGGAUGGUCAAGAAAUCCAGUACACGGGUGCACCAAAUGAAAGUCUUCCAUAUGUAUAUUAUAUACCUGGCUAUGGAUAUGCACAAUCUUCAUAUAACCCAUACAACCCUUACAUUCCUGGUGCAAUGGUGGGAGUUGAUGGAUCAUUUGUGGGGGCACAACAGUAUUAUACCAUGCCGUCUUACGAGAAUCCUGUUUCUUCACCUGCUUACAUCCCCAUGAUUGCAAAUAGUACAACAGACCCGUUUGUUCAUAAUGAUUCAUCUGCUAAUCGAGCUGAUGGUCCAGCUCUUGAGCAUAAUCCAUUUUCAAAAUCUCCUAAAUUUUCUCCUACUCCAUUAGGUACUGCUUCUAGCCCGAUUAAUUCUGUUAUCCGGUUAUCAGAAGAAACUAAAAUAGCAAAUGCUGGAUCUAGCAAGCAGCCCAUGACUCAUGAAGGUGUUACUUCUAGAAGUUUUCCCAGUUCAGCAUCAUCACAAAUUCCCCAGGAGAGACUCUUUGAGGGUAAAAAAGCUGUGGUUAUGGAAAAUGUUCCGAACUGGAAGGCAUUAUCUAGUCAAAGCCACUUAAAAAAUGCCGUUCCUUCUGGCAAUGGCGUCUCUGGUUUCGGACCAAGCAAUUAUGCCCAGGCUCCAUUAGAUAAAGUUAAGCCCAAGGUAUUCUAUGGAAGAACUCAGGAUGAUGUUAAAGUAAGUACUGAUGCGUUGGCCGAACAAAAUCGAGGACCUAGAAUUAACAAAUUGAAAAACCAAUUGGCGGUUAAAGCCUACACAACGAGGGCGGGAGAUUCUGAUGCUCAAGGAAACAUUAUUAUCUAUACAGAUAAAUAUAACAAGGGUGAUUUUCUGGUUGAUUAUACGAAUGCUAAGUUUUUUGUAAUCAAAUCAUAUAGUGAGGAUGACGUGCACAAGAGUAUAAAAUACAAUGUUUGGUCGUCUACGCCUAACGGAAACAGGAAGCUAAACAGCGCAUAUGAAGAUGCUCAGAGAAUAGCUGCUGCAGAUUCAAAAGGCUGCCACAUUUUUCUCUUCUUCUCCGUCAAUGCCAGUGGCCAGUUCUGCGGUGUUGCUGAAAUGACUGGUCCUGUAGAUUUUCAUAGAGAUAUGGAUUUCUGGCAGCAAGACAAGUGGAGUGGUAGCUUUCCUGUUAAGUGGCACAUCAUAAAGGAUGUGCCAAACCCAAAUUUUAGACACAUCAUGCUAGAAAACAAUGAGAAUAAGCCAGUGACUAACAGCAGAGACACGCAAGAGAUACACUACAAGAAAGGCAUGGAGAUGCUGAAAAUAUUCAAGAACUAUUUAUCGAAGACAUCCUUACUGGAUGACUUUAUGUACUAUGAAAAUAGACAGAAGAUCCUGCAGGAAGAAAAAGCGAGGUUGCUUGUUAAGAACUAUGAGAACCCAUACCUUGUGCCUCUAGUAGAUCAAAAUAGACAGAAGAUCCUGCAGGAAGAAAAAGCGAGGUUGCUAGUUAAGAACUAUGAGAACCCAUACCUUGUGCCUCUAGUAGAUCCUCCCCUCAAUCUUAAUCCUAUUCUUGAUCCUUCUCCUAGUGAAGAUAAGAAAGUCGUCUUGCAUGAUGAUUCAAGCAGCUCCAACAAGAAUGAGUCUUAUUCCAACGAAGAGGUUUCAAUGCAUGUAGUAUCAGUGGAUGGGAAACCAAACAUUGAGGUCGAAUUAAGUUUUGGUUCACUAACAAUUAAUCCGAAAGAGUCUGAUUCCACGUCUUUGGUGCCUGAUACUGAUAGCAAAGCAAACACUGAACCGAUUGAUGUUGUUACAGUAGGGUCUAUGCCUGUCAAAGUUAACAGUUCCACUGGAUCUUCUGGUUUUUUAACGGUUGGAACAAUCCCACUUGAUCCUAGAGCUCUCCAGCAUGGUGGUGAUGGUUACUCUAGCAAAAAUGGAUCUAAAAAAGGGUGA
Messenger RNA from Fraxinus pennsylvanica, 2271 nucleotides. NCBI's taxonomy places the organism in Eukaryota, Viridiplantae, Streptophyta, Magnoliopsida, Lamiales, Oleaceae. The record is from the annotation of a GenBank genome assembly.